CUCUUUUUCGCAGGCGGCCAUUGUGGUGGCGGCAGAAGCCAAACAUGAAGUUCAAUCCCUAUGUUACCUCUUCCCGGAGGAAGAACCGUAAGAGGCACUUCAAUGCUCCAUCUCACAUCCGCAGGAAGAUUAUGUCCUCUCCACUGUCCAAGGAGCUGAGACAGAAAUACAAUGUUCGGUCUAUGCCCAUCCGAAAGGACGACGAGGUUCAGGUUGUCAGGGGACAUUACAAGGGACAGCAGAUUGGCAAAGUGGUCCAAGUUUACAGAAAGAAAUAUGUAAUCUACAUUGAACGGGUCCAGCGUGAAAAGGCCAACGGCACCACAGUUCAUGUCGGCAUUCAUCCCAGCAAGGUGGUUAUCACCAGGCUAAAGCUGGACAAGGAUCGCAAGAAGAUCCUGGAACGCAAGGCCAAAUCUCGCCAAGUUGGCAAGGACAAGGGCAAAUACAAGGAAGAAACCAUUGAAAAGAUGCAGGAGUAAACUAUUUGUUGCACAUUUGCUACUUUUAAUAAAGACUC
Molecule: messenger RNA, 520 nt
Organism: Callorhinchus milii (elephant shark)
Lineage: Eukaryota; Metazoa; Chordata; Chondrichthyes; Chimaeriformes; Callorhinchidae
Gene: rpl26
Product: ribosomal protein L26
Biological process (GO): cytoplasmic translation; ribosomal large subunit biogenesis
Cellular component (GO): cytosolic large ribosomal subunit; ribosome
Molecular function (GO): RNA binding; structural constituent of ribosome
Source: RefSeq, marked provisional